Molecule: messenger RNA, 4686 nt
Organism: Durusdinium trenchii
Lineage: Eukaryota; Dinophyceae; Suessiales; Symbiodiniaceae
Source: the annotation of a GenBank genome assembly
AUGGACUUAUCUCUGGAUCCAGGGGCCCUCGCGAGGCUGGCUGCGCCGUACAGUGGUGCGGAUGGGCGUGAGAGCGCGGGUGGAAACCCCGCCGCUUUCCAUCUGCCGUUGAUGGACCCGGGCGUCUCGUUCACACCAGACGGAGGAUCCAACAUGUCAACUGACGGAGGGGGAGCGGGUGGGAACACCGCGCCGGUGUUCAAUCAGGCUAAUUUUUCCUUUGUGAGCACGCCUCCAGCUGUACUCGCGGAGAUGAUGCGCCAGGCCACACAAAAUCAGCAACUUGAGGGGCAACGAGCAGAACUAAUGCUCGCAGCACAGAGACUCCGAAACGAGGCUGAUGAAGCGUUCUCUGAACAUGAGGAGAUGAGGGUCCAGGCGAAGUUAUUCAUCACCGCAGCCGAAGCUGGAUAUCAAACACUACAAGAGCAGGCUCAGACUCAGUUCAUGGAAAUGUCCAUGAAUCACCGUCAGCAUAUCGCUGGAAUCGAAAUGGUUCAGAGUCAGAAGGUCUCAUCCCUCGAGAUGAACUUGGCACAGCAACAACAAGCGUCUAUGGAUUUGCAAAGGCGGCUAACUGAGACGGAAUCAAUCCAGGCACAACUCCUGAAGGAGCUUCGCGAAAUGAAGCAACGGAAGGAUGAUGCGCCGGGCGUUCCGGAAGGAGCUGCCGAACUUCGUGAGUCCAUACCAGUGCAUGAGGUAAUGGUGGUGGUGGACCGCCAGGAGGGGGAGGAGACAAUCCUGGUGGAGGUCGUUCAUCAGGAUCGCAAGGAAAUGGUUCGAAGAGGAGAGAUCACUGACGCGGCCGAAGAGGAAGUCGAAACAGUCCUUGAAGUCCAAGAUGCUGUCGAGAGAAAGAAUGCUCAGUCUUUGCGCAAGGUUGCCACUCCUUUCCAUGAGGAGCGUAUCGCUCGUCCCACAGUGGAAGGAGAGGAGAAGCCAGGAGUCCUCGCACCCAUCGCAACGAGAGUCCUCAUGAAAGUGCUCUUCGCUGCACGCAUGGCCCGUUUUGAUCUACUCCGGGCGGUGCAGGGCCUCGCAGCUCGGGUGGAGGCCGAUGUGAUGCCCACUGUCCGCGAUCGCAUUGCGGCGUGGGAGAAGGUCUCCACUGACCUUCGUGCUGCCUGUGUGAAGGUGGCAUUCGGUGAGGAUCCCGAGGCUCACGUCCGCCGUUUGGCUUCCAUUCGCCAGCCGAUUGGGGUAGCCAUCCGCGGAACGCUCGGAGGUGGCAGCGCUCAGGGAUCGUUCGGUGAGAUCGCCGACUUGAUGGAGCGCGUGCCGGAGUGCCUAUUGGCGCAGCUGUCGAGCGGGCCGGAAGGCUCAGCCGAUUUGCUUAUUUGUGGUGAUAGCUCCUUCGCUGUCAUCCGUCAAAAGUUCAUCGGACCAAUGAUUGAGCCUGAAAUCACGAGAAUGGAUUUGGCCCAGUUUCUGAAUCAAGAUUCUAUGGCAUGGUGUACCCGAAUCCGCUCGAGGGUGGAAUGUGGCCGUGGCCUGAAUCGAAUUGUGCCGGCAAUCGAGGAAGAGCUGCAGGAGAUGGCCGAGCACAACAAGAAGAACGGCAACCCGAGCCGGAAGGACUACGACUUGCCGAAAGCAUACAACCGGCAUCUCGGGGAGCACUACGGAUACCUGAUAUCGAGAGGUGUUCCGUGUGUGGAUCCAAGCACGAUGACGAACCAGGUCUUCUACCACGAUCAAUUCCACAUGAUCGAGUGCUACCAGACCCUCAAAUGGGGCGUCGCCGUCUACUCCGGCAUUGCUACCAGCGCAUUUCGGACCUUCCAAGUGAUGCAGUACAAGGACGAGAUUGAACCGUUGACCAUCCUGAACGCCGGUGAAGGCGAGGGAGAUUUACAGUUGAUGGAGUUCAUGUUCAGGUACCCUAUAAUCUCGGAAGUUCGAGCUGCAGCUGACUUGAUGCUUGCCGGAAGGCGAGCCGUGGAUCAAAUCGAAUUGAGCCCGGCCGACAUUGUGGACGCAGUUGACCAAGAGAUAAUGAAUUGGUUGCUGCAAGAGGAAGAGACGGAUGUCGUGCGCCUGAAAGAUACCAGCCACGUGCUGGCUCAGGAGAUGACCCCGGAUGACCUGUUGCGAUUGCCCAUCGACGCAGAAGAAUUGGACGAAAGUGAGCACGAUGAGAGGCAUCGCAUCAUUAUGAAAGAGCUGUACCCAGACUUGCCAACUCCCAUGGGGGGCCAAGAACUCGUGGAAGAGUUCCCAUGGGAAGUCCCAGACGAAGGAGAUACGCUCGACUUCGAUGAGUGGGAACGGGCCCUCGAGGAGAAAAAGAAGAAUCCGGAUGCCAGCUCAUUCAUCCCGCCAGUUGAGGUGCCGCUUCCGCCACCGAAGACUGAGGAAGAAAGGGCAGAUGAUGAAGCCUUUGCUGAUGUUCGCACCGAAAAGUCCUAUGUGAUCGUUGAGCAUCCCGAAGAGGAACAACCAGACUGGGACGAUGAUGAUGCCGAUAAGCCCGAACCCAUGGAGGUCGACGAAAAGGCCCAAGGGGAGCAGAAGAUGGCGGAUGAAGAAGCCGCUCCCGAAGGCCAAAACGACGUCGAUCAACCAGCUGAGGAAUCCCAGGGCGGGGAAGCCAAGGAGACUCCGGGCCAGGCUCGUGAAGAAAAGACUCAAACUGAUGAUGCCCAGCCAAUGGAGAUCGACCUGACUGGUGAGGAUGACGCGGAGGAGGGAAAGCCGAAGAAAAAGCCCUCUGCCACGAAGCCCCAGAAGCCAAGCGUGCCGGAAGGUUCGCCGAAGCCAGAACUCACAGAGCUAGAAAAGGCCGCUGCUGAGGCCAAAGCUCACUACGAGGAACUGAGCUACGUCGACGAGAAAACCGGCCGAAUCGUGGUGAAAGGGGAACAGGAAGAGGGGGACGCUCGAUUCAAGAAGUGGAAAGAAGCAGAGCGGCUUGCUAUUCGGCCCAAGGCGCAGCCGAAGCAGGUGAGGCAUCCUAAUCUGGAACCCACCUUGCGGGCAAUCGACACCGAAGAUCCCAGUAAGGAUCUCGAAUUUGCCCAGCUUCCGGGACAAGAGGUUUGGCUAGGUCCCGAGCACCUUCGCCAAAUCCCGCGCCGGGAUGUUGAGUGGGGCCGUUUUCGGUGGAUCUCCCAAGAGCUCACAUCCCACCUCCGCGGCCAUAAGGAACUGAAAGGGUUCGACACGCCGGACUUCGAGGAGGACGGCAGUAAGCCCUGGAAGCCGCUCAUGGAAUGCCUCCAGAAACGCAUUAACCAAUGCAGGGAAUGGGAGGUGCUUCUGGUGAUCAAGAAUUCGGAAGACGAAAGAUUCGAGUUAAAGACUCGCCUGUCAAAGAGCCAAGCGUCCCGGGAGGGUCCGCCGCCAGUGCUUACCGGCUUUAUGCUGGGACAAGUGUGCAUCAUCAUCAAUGAGGAGAUGUCUGGCUGGGCAGGAAAGGGCGAAUCAAAGGGCAAGUCCAAGGGCAAGAAGGGCAAGGGCAAGGGAAAGUUUCGCGACAUCACGGACGAAGAUCUGAUGGCGAAUGAGAUUGUCCAGAUCCCCAAGCGGGUGUGCCCAUCACCCUUGUGUGCGACGAAGCACUUUGAUGGCCAGCACAAAUGCGACUACUGUCGUCAAGACUUGCAGGUCUGGUCCGACGCCCGAUCGGCCAGUGAACUUGCCCGGAUGGAAGAGACGGCCAACCUCAACGAAUCCGUUGUCGCUUUGGAUCAGCUUUCAACAAGAUCCUUUCGCAAGGCGAACGUCGUCAAAGACACGUCCAAGGGCGAACAGCAGCGCGGCGCCAAAUCGGCGUUCGGCCUAGUCAAGAGACUGGCCGUCAACUACGUCAGGAAGGCGAAGCAGCUGGGAUUGCCCGGACCGACGAAGCGACUGGAGGUUGACCCGUUGUUUGCCUACAACUGUGCAACAACGCAGCUCACGUCAGGGUCACUCACCUUUCUUCACCGGCUUGCACGAGCGAUCUUUGCCAACCCCGGUCGAAGCGCUCUCGAGCGGAAGAGGGCCCUUGACGACCAAGAAAGGGAGCACCACUCCAAGUUGUGCUUUAUCCCCACCAUUGCCAGGGACCCGAACGAUGCCAUGUCGAUCGAAGACGAAUCGUUCGUAUGUCAUCACAAUCGUUUCUUCAAUCUGAAGCAAUUUUCGAUGUGGUGCUCGCUGGCCCGCACACGCAACGAACCUGUCGUUGCUGUGGAGGGAUGGGGAAGCCUGGAGUGCGUGCCGGAAGGCGACGCCGUGCAGAUCCUGAGCGAUUUAGUGGAAUUUGCCGAGCGCAAUUGGGCUCGAGCCUGCGAGGGAACCGAGUACUCCGACACGACGAUCUUUUCAGGACGGUUUCCAGAGGUGAAGCUCACCGAGCGGCGAUCCACUGCAAAGGAAAGCGCGAAGACGGCCUUCGAUCCUCGCUCAAAAGGAGUCGGGAAGGACGCCAAGCUCUGUUACGAGUGCGGCUCACCCGACCAUCGUGCCCGCGACUGCCCAGAAGCAAAGGGUCGCAACAAGGGCAAGGGCAAAGGCAAGGGGAAGAGCCAGUACCAAGGAGGCUGGCAGAGCAGCUGGAACCAAGGAUGGGGAGGUUCCUGGGGCUCCGGUUCAUGGGAUUGGAACCGCUCCGGGCGAUCCUCAUGGCAGAGUGAGGCUGCCUCGUCAUCUUCCUCCGACUGGUGGUCCUCGUCCAAGGGAGGCUGGUGGAACCGCUGA